AUGGCAACAGUAAAAUGGAUUCACGCUGUGUUCUUAGUUACAUUAAGGUUAGGACUGGCUUCUAGCCAUAGAGUCCUUUCUGACAAGUAUCAAGAAAUGUAUGAACCUAAUAAAUUUGGGUUCCAACUUGGAGGAACAUGGUCAUCUCCCUUUUUAGGCAAUGGAGGAAAUGUUGGUGGCUUCCUUGGUUUUGGUUCUGAUGGUGGUGAUUUUUCCAAUCCAGGAUUUGGAUUUGGUGGAGGCGGUAGUUUUGAAGGAGGCAGUGAUGGCAGUCCUGGGUUUGGUUUUGGUGGAGGUGGUGGUGGUUUUGGAGGAGGCAUUGAUGUCCAUCCUGGAUUUGGGUUUAGUGGAGGUGGUGGUCUUGGAGAAGGCAUUGAUGGUUGCCCUGGUUUUGGUUUUGGUUUUAGUGGUGGUGGAGGAGGCGGAGGAGGAGGUGGUGGUGGUGAUGCUACUAGUGGAUGCAGGUGUGAAUGCCGCAAGAGUGGUGGAGGGUUUCUCACUGCUGGUGAUGGAAGUGCUUUUGGUGGAACCGGCCACAAUGGAGAUACCAGUCCCCAACCUUGGUUUGGUAGGGGGCUCAAUUUAGGCAAUGGUGGUGGAGAUGGUGGCAAUAAUGGUGGGCAAAACAUUAGAAUAGUUAAAUCACUUACUUGCAGACCAAUGGAGUGUCCAAGUAAUGAUGAUUGUGGAGGAUAUGGUAGAUGCUUUGACGGUAGUCCUCCAUACUGGUGUGAUGUGCCAGGAUUUGGUGUUUAUCCCUUCUGGUGUCCUGGUGGUCUAGACAAAUCUGGUCAGAGUACAAGCUGUAUGCCAUUGAGUUCCCCAUUUGGUUCUGCUAGUCCGGAUGGAUAUCUUGGCCCUAGUAGUCUCUUUAGGGUCAAUGGUCAUGCCGGCCAACAGAAUGGAGCUGGCGAAUCCCGAAAAGCAGAUAAUAAGGAUGCUGCAGGUCAUAACUAA
Ricinus communis (castor bean) is the source of this 957-nucleotide messenger RNA. Its product is annotated as glycine-rich protein 5. The transcript has a single exon. Bases 1 to 957 code for a protein of 318 amino acids. The record is from RefSeq and is a predicted model, not a curated record. Lineage: Eukaryota; Viridiplantae; Streptophyta; Magnoliopsida; Malpighiales; Euphorbiaceae.